GUCACGCUCCUCGGCCCCGCCUCUCCAGCUCGGUUGUCCAGGUAGAUGCUGAGCAGAUAUUCCAGAUCUCCAGAAUCUCCACUCCAGAAGUCAGUUUUUGAAUAACCUGAGCCACGAUGGGUCGUAAGGAGAUCAACUGCACAUGGAAGAAGAGCACCAACAACAUCAAGGAGAUCUUUGACUUCAAGGAGGUUCUAGGCUCAGGCUCGUUUUCAGAGGUCUACCUGGUGCGGGAGAGGAAGAGCGGCAAUUUCUACGCCCUGAAGUGUGUGAAGAAAAAACAGCUGCAUCACUCCAACCUGGAGAACGAGAUACAAGUGCUGAAGAGGAUAAAGCACAGUAAUGUCGUGGGUCUGGAGGAUUUCUAUGAAAGCAGAACGCAUUAUUACCUGGUGAUGGAGCUGGUGUCAGGAGGAGAGCUCUUUGACCGUAUUCUGGAUCGAGGCGUGUACACAGAGAAAGACGCCAGCCGUGUGAUCAAUCAGGUCCUGGAGGCCGUUUCCUACCUGCACCAGAACAGCAUCGUCCACCGAGACCUGAAGCCAGAGAACCUGCUGUACUACAGUCCAGAUGAAAAUGCCAAGAUCAUGAUCAGUGACUUCGGUUUGUCCAAGAUGUCUGAUCAUGGUGUGAUGUCCACCGCCUGCGGGACGCCGGGAUAUGUUGCGCCGGAGGUCCUGGCUCAGAAACCCUACAGUAAAGCUGUGGACUGCUGGUCAAUCGGAGUCAUCACCUACAUUCUGUUGAGCGGAUACCCGCCGUUCUAUGAGGAAAACGAGACCCGUCUGUUCUCCAAAAUCAUGAAGGCAGAGUAUGCGUUUCACUCGCCGUACUGGGACGACAUCUCCGAGUCCGCGAAAGACUUUAUCAGGCACAUGUUGGAGAAAAACCCCAGCAAACGCUACACCACUGAACAAGCGCUCAGUCAUCCAUGGAUUAUUGGAGACACGGCGCACAACGACAACAUCAUUCACUCCGUCUGUGAGCAGAUACAGAAGAACUUUGCCAAAUCCAAGUGGAAGCGUGCCAUCAAUGCAUCAGUGGCAGUCAGUCACAUGCGCCGUCUGCAGCAGAGCCACACUGACCCCGCCCCGCCAGCCCCCACACCGCUUAUACAGGUGCUGGACGUCUCCGCCCCCGGUCCACCCCCUGACCUGUUGGACACCAAUGGGAACCCGUCCUGCAGUCACAUGUCCCUGGCACCUCAUGCUGAUGUCAGGGGGCGUGGCCCGCUCAAGGCCUGCAAUAGUGAGCCGAUGCACGCGCUGGUGAUCUGCGAGACGGGUCAACAUGCAUAUCACUCUGAAUCUGACCUGCCCUGUGCUGCUAGCAGGUCGGACAGAGUGACAGAUGGGCGGGGCCUUUCUAUGCAGACCGGAGUUUGCAGUGUGAUGUAAUGCUCUGAGCUGUGAUUGACAGCUGUCAGUCAGAUGAGGUGUGUGUUUCUCUCACGGCUGUGACUGAGUGCCAAUCUCACACUGCGUCUGCGUCUCACAUCCAGAGGAAUUCAGGAUCAGGCCGAUCAUUCUCAUCCUCCGUCUGUUUUUUCCACAUCCAGCAGUCGCCGAGCAUCAUGGGAAGGCGGAUCACAUGUGCCACUGUAUUAUUGAGAACGGCUGCGGGGUUUUAUUCCUGAGGGGAGCCGGAGGACUGUGUUUAAAGAAGAUUAUUUUCGUAUUUAUCGCUCAUAUUGGAGGAGCUGCUCUCUGUAUUUAUCUUUUGUAUCUGCAGAUUUGGAGAUCAGCUGACUGCUGGUUUAGGGAUUUAUAAUGUGUGUAUCACAGAGCGCUGAUGUAAACAAACGCUAAUGUGUGUCUGUAUUAAACACAUUUCAAUAAAAGUAUUUACACACCA
Danio rerio (zebrafish) is the source of this 1854-nucleotide messenger RNA. NCBI's taxonomy places the organism in Eukaryota, Metazoa, Chordata, Actinopteri, Cypriniformes, Danionidae. The record is from RefSeq and is a predicted model, not a curated record.